Molecule: messenger RNA, 1686 nt
Organism: Papaver somniferum (opium poppy)
Lineage: Eukaryota; Viridiplantae; Streptophyta; Magnoliopsida; Ranunculales; Papaveraceae
Product: 4-hydroxy-tetrahydrodipicolinate synthase, chloroplastic-like
Exons: 3
Coding region: 286-1362 (358 amino acids)
Molecular function (GO): 4-hydroxy-tetrahydrodipicolinate synthase activity
Source: RefSeq, a predicted model, not a curated record
ACUAUUUUCAUCAUCACUCGCACACCAACUCUUCCUCCUCCCUCUUCCUUUUUUCCUCCUUCUGCUAAAAAGAUUUGCUUUUUUUUUCCGGUGAAUGGCAACUUUCUGCAUCUCCUCCGUUGAAACCCAUACCGGAAACUCCAUUAUUUUGAUUACCAACUCCAUUAUUAUUACCACCACCACCACCACCACCACCAUUAUUUGCUAAGCUUUCUUCUAUUCUCUCUACUCUGUUUCCUCUUAAGCAAUUUGGUUGUUGUUUGAGAUUUUAACUGUAUUGGAUUUAUGAUGGCUGUUUCAUUGAAGAGCUAUGGUGCUUGCUCCUUUGGUGCUAAUUCCCUUCACAGGAGGGGGAAUGGGAGAUGGGUAUCCCCACAGGCAGCUGUUGUACCUAAUUUUCAUCUCCCAAUGCGCAGUCUUGAAAUUAAAAACAGCACUUCAUCAGAUGAGAUAAAGGCUCUGAGAUUGAUCACAGCGAUUAAAACUCCAUACCUGCCUGAUGGUAGAUUUGAUCUCGAGGCUUAUGAUGCACUGAUGAAUAUGCAAAUUGUGAAUGGUGCUGAAGCGGUGAUUGUUGGAGGCACAACUGGUGAAGGCCACUUAAUGAGUUGGGAUGAACACAUCAUGCUCAUCGGGCAUACUGUAAACUGCUUUGGUGGGUCAAUUAAGGUAAUUGGAAAUACUGGAAGUAACUCAACAAGAGAAGCUAUCCAUGCCAGUGAACAAGGAUUUGCUAUUGGGAUGCAUGCAGCACUUCACAUCAAUCCUUAUUAUGGGAAAACGUCUUUGGAAGGCCUUGUUGCCCAUUUAGAGGCCGUUCUUUCCAUGGGUCCCACAAUCAUCUAUAAUGUGCCAUCAAGAACAGGACAAGAUAUUCCUCCAUCUGUUAUCCAACAGCUUGCACAGCAUGCUAACAUGGCAGGUGUCAAGGAAUGUAUGGGCAACAAAAGAGUAAAAGAGUACACAGAUCAAGGUAUUGUAGUAUGGAGUGGAAAUGAUGAUGAGUGUCAUGAUUCAAGGUGGGGUUUUGGUGCUACUGGAGUAAUUUCUGUCACUAGUAAUCUGGUUCCUGGCUUGAUGCAUGAAAUCAUGUUUGGAGGCACUAAUACUAAGCUGAAUUCCAAACUCUUGCCAUUGAUGACUUGGUUGUUUCGUGAUCCUAAUCCAAUUGGUUUAAACACUGCUUUGGCACAGUUGGGUGUGGUGAGACCAGUGUUUCGGCUACCUUAUGUCCCUCUCCCUUUAGCCAGAAGAAUAGAAUUCGUGAACAUAGUUAAUGAACUUGGGAGAGAGCAUUUCGUGGGAAACAAGGACGUUCAGGUUCUUGACGACGACGACUUUAUUUUGGUUGGCCGCUAUUAAUCUUGUUUAGUUCACGUGUGAACAACUUUAGCUUUUCUAGGUUUUUGUUGAUAAGUAGAAUUUGUGGAAGAGCUGAAGCUUCAACUUUGAAGGUAAAUCAGUAUAUGCUGGUAUUUGUUUCUAUAGGAUCUUUUUUUCUAGUUCUUUUGCAGGUCUGAACUAUACUAGGAGAUGACACGGAUCGAAGUUUGUCUCCUGGAGAAGAAUUCUUAUGGAGUUUUAUUUUAUGUGUUUGUGUUGUAGGAUGUAUUAGAUGGUGCUUAUGCUGAUACAUCAAGUUAUUUUUCUUAUGUUAUAAUAAGUUGAUUCAGUAUUUUCAUUUUA